AUGGCAUCAAAUUCAAUCAGAAUAUCACUAGUGUUUCUGGCCAUGUUCAUAAGUUCAGAAGCAGAGCUUGGACAGCCUAAAGAAACCAAAAUGACACUAUAUUUUCAAGAUUAUUCAGGUGGACCUAAUGCCACUGUAGUGCAGAUUACGGGUCAACCCGAUGGCCUUCUUAGCUUCACCAAAUUUGGAGCCAUCUUCUGCACCGAUGACCCGAUAACUGAAGGAUUUGAUCCAUCUUCGGCAGAGAUUGCACGAGCCCAAGGUUUGUAUGUGACCUCGGCUUUAGAUGGGUCGAAUACACACGUCCUAAUAUCAGUUGUGUUCACGAAUGAGGAAUACAAAGGUAGCACUCUCGAGAUACAAGGAAGCAGUGCGCAGUUUGAAAGGGUUAGAGAAGUUGCUGUGGUUGGUGGCACCGGAAAAUUCCGUCUCGCGCGUGGUUACGUGAGUUUUGAAACGAUUCAUUACGACGCUAAAAUUUACUAUGCGGUUAUUCAAUGCAAUGUUACUGUAUUGCACUACUGA
Messenger RNA from Fraxinus pennsylvanica, 525 nucleotides. Lineage: Eukaryota; Viridiplantae; Streptophyta; Magnoliopsida; Lamiales; Oleaceae. The record is from the annotation of a GenBank genome assembly.